Rotaria sp. Silwood2 is the source of this 477-nucleotide messenger RNA. The record is from the annotation of a GenBank genome assembly. NCBI's taxonomy places the organism in Eukaryota, Metazoa, Rotifera, Eurotatoria, Philodinida, Philodinidae.
AUGGCUGAACUUAAACGUUUGUUUGCUUCAUUAGAAAAUGCUGAAUUAGCUCGUGCUCAAAUUGAUGAAGAACAUUCAUUCAUACUUAAUCAGUUACAUGCACUUAGUGCACAUAGCCAUAUGGUUAAACAUAAAUAUUUAACAACUAUGAAAGAUACAUUUGCUGCUAAUCUAUCUCGAUAUCGCGAUGAAGAUCUUCGUGUACGUAGUGCUAAUUUAAUUAAAGAAAAAACAAUUCAAGUUAAAUGGCCCAUAAUUAAUAAUAAUGAAAAACAAACUGACAAUCUUUUUAUUUUACAACAAAUAAAAAAUUUUGAUAAUGAAAAUGAAGUUCCACCACCAUUAAUUAUUAAUAAUAAUCAAGCAUAUUUAAUUGAUAAUUUCGAUUUAAUUAAACAACGUUAUUCAUCAUUGGCUGAUUUUAAUUUAUCUCGUGGUAAGAUUUUCUUUUUUGUUGUUUUUUAUUUUUUCUAUUAA